AUGCCAAGGAAAAAGACCUUGAGUGGUAGGGAGAAUCGUCUUAAAGACAAGAUACGUAAGAGGGAGAAGAGGCAGAAGCAGGCCCUUCCCUUGUCAGAUGUCCCACCAGAUGAUACGCAAGCAGAAUCUGCUGUCUCUUGCGAGACAGUAGAUGGGGUUGUUACAGCUCCACCCGGUAAUUUUCCGGGGCAAGGCUUUAUAGGGUUGCCUCCUAUUGAGGAAAAACCCUUGGCCAGGUUGCAGGCCUCUCUUCGCGAGAAAAUGCAACCAACCGCCCUGAGUAACGCAUCACCUCAGGGAAGUCGUCUGUGUGCCCAAAACGGAGGCAUGGCACCGUCCCCUGACUCCCCACCGUGGGUUUGUACCUCGCCGAGGGUACCUGAGCCGGACACCGUGCACGUGUCUGGCUCAGCAGGUCAGGCGCAGCUGGAUAUGUCAUCCUCUAAGGGGGAUGAGUCCAGCAGGAGAUUGAUUGAUGCAAACCAGAGUAAAAGAACGAGAUCUAAAAGGAAUACUAAAAGGAAUUUACAUGAUGAAAAUGAGAAUUUGUACAUUGUAUAUGAGAAUAGUGAAACAGAAUGUAGAAUUCAAAGUCCUUGUAAUGGUGGACCAUCUGAUGCUGAUGCCUGUAUUGGUGAUAGCAGACCAGUUACAGCUAGCAAGGUAUCUGUUCAAGGUUCUUUUCAUCAGGGUAACUUGAUGUUUGGUGAAAAUGCAGGAACACAAUGUGUUGCUAACUCCUUAGCAGCAAUAGCAUAUCAUAAAAUAAAAAACUCAAAACAAUGGCAAACUUCAGAUAUGAAUAAAGUGUUGGUAACAGGCGAUGAGCUUUACACAUACUUGCAGCGUAGUUCAACCAUUGUUAGUAGAUAUCUCUUAGUUGAUGAGUUGCCACAAUUUUUUGAGUGUUUUGAUACAAUGUUCGAGUUCAAAGCACAUGAACCUUUAUGCAGUCUGAUAAAUUUGUCUGAUGUAGAGCCCAAUUAUGAUGAAUUUAAUGCACAUUUACUGUUAGAUGCACUGCAUAUUGCUCUUAGAGAAUCAAGUGGGUGUUUUGUGUGUUUCAGGGGAAAUACAUUUUUAGUGGGGAAAACAGAAGAUGGUUAUUUUACAUUUGAUUCACAUUCAAGAUCAUCAUCAGGGUGUCUGAGUUUGAAUGGAAAGAGUACAAGGAUACUAUACCAAUCAGUUUACAACAUUUACAAUCAUAUACUGUCAUUAGCAUUGUCAAUGGGAUUUUCGGGAAUCACUGAAUGUGAAAUAACAAGUGUGGAUUGUUCAGUUAGGCACUUUGCAUCUACUGAUAAAAGUGAGCACAUAGAAAUCAUUCAGAAAAAAGGAGAUUUGGCAUUCCAAGAAAAUGCAAACAUUUCUAUUCUACAUGCUGAGUCAAUUGAGGAUGACGAUGUUGAAUUUGUUUACAGUGAAAGUCAAAAUAUUAGAUUUUGUCCAAUAUCCCAAAGUAUGAAAGAACAACUUUGUCACAUUAUUGGAAUACCAUAUUCAAGUAGAAUUGAUAAUGAUGUACAAAAUUGUCAUGUUCAAGAAGUAGGUGCACCUACUGAGUGUGUUGAAAUUCAAAGGGAUGGUAAUUGUUUCUUCAGAGCUAUUUCAUUUUGUUUGACUGGAGUGGAGGAUUAUCACUAUGCAAUUCGAUCAGCAGUGUGUCAACACCUUCUCCACAAUAGAAUAUUGUUCAAACCUUUUGUUAGACAGGCAGAAAGUUCUGUAGAAAAUCAUUUUUCUAUAACAAAGAUGUCAAAUGAUGGUUCAUGGGCAACUGAACUAGAAAUAAUGGCUGUUUGUCAUCUAUUGAGUAUUGAUAUACACACAUAUACAGAAAAUCAUUGGAUUACAUACUCAAGAAGAAUGAUGGAACCUUGUAAAAAUACUCAGUCCAUAGGAUCAAUUUAUCUAGAUCAUGAGAAUCAGAAUCAUUACAAUGUAGUGUUGACAGUUGCUGAGAAUAAAACAACUGGUUCUUUAAAAACACAUACUGGUAAAGAGGGAUACAGGGAAAGACGCAGAAAUCGAAACCGCAUGAGGAAUGUACGUGUCUGUUUAUCAACAAAAAAACUAAGGAAAGAUCAUGAAUUGAAACUAAAGAAUGUAAAUUGUAAGGAAAAGAAAUUAAGAUCAAAAAAUCUUAAGUACAAGACUGACUUGAAAUUUAGAUUAAAGGCAAUCGCAGAUGGAAAAUUUAGAUAUAGAUGUGAUGAAAUUUACCAAGCAAAAGCAAAAGAAAGGAGUGUGGAAAAAUACUCUUUGGAUGCAGAACACAAGUUGAAACUGAGGGAGGCAAACAAAAGAAAGUAUAAAACUGAUGAAGAUCAUAAUCAAUAUAUGAAGAAAAGAAGCAUUGAGAAAUAUAGUUCAGAUGUAGUGCAUAGAGAGAGUGUAAAAGAGAGAAGUACAGAGAAAUACAAGAUUGAUGAAUUGCACAGAAUGGAUGUUAGGCAAAGAAGUACAGAGAAGUACAAGAAAGAUGAAGUACAUCGAAUGAAUGUUAAGCAACGAAGUACAGAGAAAUACAAGAAUGAUGAAGAACAUAAACAGAAGAUUAAGACUGCUAAUAAAAUGAAAUAUCAUUUCAGUGAGGAUGAGAAAAAGAAGAAGAAAGAGGCAGUUUUUAAUCAUAGACAAACACUGAAAGUAAAGCUUGAAGAUGAAGAAGAAGUUUUGGCAUUAUUCAGGGAAAGUGUAAGAAAUGGUCCAGAAUACACAUGUUGCUGUUGUCAUCGUUUAUUGUUUGAACACCAAGUUCAAGGAUGCACUCUUGAAAUGUACAAAGGAAGACAUCAAGCACAUGAAAUUGCAAAGGCAUGUAUACAGGAGAAAUACUGUCAUGAGUGUACAUUGACUUGUCCAAUGCAUUGCAUACAGUCAUCAUUGUGGAUAUGUUUUACUUGUCAUAGGAAAAUAUUAAGUGGUAAUGUUCCAGCAGAAGCAGCUGUAAAUAAAAUGUCACUGGACGAAAUUCCUAAUGAUCUAGCCAAUUUAAACAGUUUGGAGCAGCAUUUAAUUGCUUUACAUGUUCCUUUUAUGAAAGUGAUGGCUCUCCCACAAGGUGGUCAAAGAAAUGUGCAUGGGCCUGUUGUUUGUGUGCCAUCAAAUAUAAAAAAGGCAACAAGUUUACCAAGAAGUCAUGAUGACAAUCUCUUGUUAAGAGUUAAACUGAAACGCAAACUAGCAUACAAGGGCUAUUUUGAAUACCAAUUUGUCAAUCCGAAUCACAUAAAGAUGGCUCUUGAUUAUUUAAAGAAAGAGAACAAAUGGUAUCAGGAUGUUGAAAUCAAUACCAAUUGGGAGGGAAAUAGUGACCAAAAUGAUUUGCUACCAAAAGAGACCAGUGACCAGGAUCAAGAGAAAUUUGAAGACGAGGAAGUGAAAGAAGGUGAGAUUGAUCAGACUUCAGAGGUUGUUACUGAUACAUGCUUACAGCCUGUCGAUGUUGCGCAAGAAGUUCUCGAUCAUUACUUUGACGAUAUAUACAAUAUAGCACCAAGUGAAGGAAAAAAUCCAAUUCGAAUGUUGCAAGAAGAAGGUAACGAAGCAAAGACUUUUCCACAUUUAUUUCCAAGUGGAAACUUUUCCUGGAAUGAAAAUCGAGAUGUAAAGAUAACUCUAUCAAGGUAUUUUAACAACAGACUUAUGAAUGCAGAUAACAGAUUUGCUAAAGACACAAAUUACAUUUUCUUCUCUCAAUACAUGUCAGAAUUAAACCAAGUAAUUGAGAAAACACAAAUUUCAAUCCGAAAGUCUUUAUCAAAGCUUGAUACUGGAAAAGCAGUGACUUCUGAAAUGUUACAGAAUCCAGAUGUUCUGUCUAAUCUCCUUAAGAAUAACGAGGCUUUACGCUUUAUGCAACCUAUUCGAGGAACUCCUGCAUAUUGGUCAGCUACUCAGAAAGAUCUUUUUGCCAUGCUUCGACAACUAGGAAUUCCAACUUGGUUUUGUUCAUUUUCGGCGGCUGAGUUCAGGUGGAAUGAAAUCAUUGGAUCAAUAUUGCAUCAUGAUAAUGAUCCUAGAUCCCCGUCUGAUUUAGACUGGUCAGAAAAAAGUGAAAUUUUGAGAAGCAAUCCAGUAACUGUGGCAAGAAUGUUUGAACAUAGAUUCCAUAUGUUUCAAAGGCAUGUAAUUUUAUCACCAUCAAAACCAAUAGGGAAUGUUAUUGACUAUUUUGUGAGAGUAGAAUUUCAACAAAGGGGUUCUCCACACAUGCACUGUUUGUACUGGAUUGAGAAUGCACCCAAAGUUGAUGAAGAUAAUGAGGAAACUGUUUGUGAUUUCAUUGACAGAUAUAUCACAUGCGCUUUACCUUGUGAAAAUGAUGACGCAGAGCUUCGAAGAAUUGUUCUAGGUGUUCAACAGCACAGCAAGAGUCACUCAAAAUCAUGUAGGAAAAAGGGAACAGAUUGUAGAUUUCACUUUCCAAGACCACCAUCAGAGAGAACAUUUAUUACAAGGCAAUGUGAGAAAGAUGUUGAGGACUGUGAAGAUGGCAAAGGGUUGUCUAAAUCUCAAGCAAAAGAUAUUUUGUUGCGUGUUUGGGAUGAAGUUCUUGAUGAUAUGAAUGGAUGCAAAACAACAGAGGAAAUAUUCUCCAAUAUACAAUUAUCUCAAGAUGUUUAUGAAGAAGCACAUAGGGUAUUAUCUGCAAAAUCAACUACUAUCUUGAAACGAAAUCCAGAUGAAAUGUGGACAAACCAAUACAAUCCAUGUCUUCUCAAAUGCUGGGAUGCAAAUAUGGACAUACAGUAUAUCUUUGAUCCCUUCAGCUGCAUUGUGUAUAUAAUUUCAUACAUUUCAAAGUCAGAACGGGAAAUGGGAAUGCUGCUGAAACAAACGCAAGUAGAAUCUGCAGAAGGAAACUUAAGUGCUCGUCAAACGAUGAAGCGAAUUGGAUCAGCUUAUCUCAAUCAUAGAGAAGUAAGUGCCCAAGAAGCAGUAUACAGAAUCUGCAAUCUAAAAAUGAAAGAAAGUUCAAGAAAAGUUGUUUUUGUUCCUAUUGGUGUAAAUCCAACUCGACUGAGUAAACCUCUUUCACAAAUUAAAAGUGUACAAAAUGGUGAAAAUGAUAUGGAAGAUGAUGACGACAGCAUUUGGAUGACAAAUGUAGUGGAAAGAUAUGAAAAUCGUCCAGAUCCACCUCCUUUCCCUGAAAUGUGUCUUGCAGAAUUUUGCUCCGAGUAUCGUGUUCUUGCAAAAUCUCAGAUUCCCCAUGGAGAAAAAGAAGGUGUUUAUAAAUUAAAGAAAGGUCAUGGUUACAUUCAGAAAAGAACAAGAGCUAAGCCAGCUGUAGUAAGAUAUCCCAGAUUCAAUCCAGAAAAUGCACCAGAAAAGUAUUUUCAAUCAAUACUGCAACUUUUUCUUCCGUAUUGGACUCAAGAUCAACUGAAACCGCCUGGAUUUGACUUUUAUCAGACAUUUUUUGAAAAUGGGUUUGUGAGAAUAGGAAGUGAAAACAGAUUGCAAUCUGUCAGAAAUGUAGUUGAAAAAAAUAGGGUUAUAUUCUCAAAGAAUGAAGAUGCCCUUGAAAAUGCGCAAGAAACUUUAGAAAUUUAUGGCGAACCUGAAGAUGCUUGGGCUAACCUGUGUCCAGAAACUGAAAAGAAUCGAGAAGAAUGUCUUAUUGAAAAGAGGAGAACAGAAAAAUCAGAAAAUAGAGAACCAGAAAUCACUCAUGAAAUUGAACAUGACAACUCUUCAGAUGUGAUAUAUCAUAUUAGGGAAAAUUCUACAUCAAGACAAGAAAUCCUUCCUUUUUUGAGAAGUUUAAAUGAAAAACAAAAGCAGGUUUUUUACUUGGUUCGUGAAUGGUGUUUGAAAAAAGUGGCUGGGAAGAAAAUAGAACCAUUACAUAUUUUUGUGACUGGAGGUGCAGGGACAGGAAAAAGCCAUCUGAUUAAGACUAUACAGUAUGAAGCCUCCAGACUUUUCGAGAAAACGAUUUCGUCUCCUUCAGAUUUGUCUGUUCUUCUGACAGCUUUUACAGGAACUGCAGCUUUCAAUAUUGGUGGAAGCACAAUUCAUCACGUAUUUUCCUUAACUAAAGCUCUACGCAUUCCAUAUGAACCUCUGCAAGAACAAAGUUUAAGUGCAAUGAGGUCAAGGUUAGCUUCUUUGCAGAUUUUAAUCAUUGAUGAAGUAUCUAUGGUUUACAAGCGGCUCUUGUACUAUGUUCACGAACGCCUGGUGCAAAUCAAAAAAUGCAAGGAACCCUUUGGUGGUAUAUCAGUUAUAGCUGUAGGAGAUUUUUACCAACUACCUCCUGUGAAACAACGAAAGGUGGAAAUAUUGUACGAAGAAAAUGGUGAAUAUCCUGUAGAUUACUGGUUAGACUUCUUCAAAAUCGUUGAGUUGGAGGAAAUAAUGAGACAACGUGACGACGCUGCAUUUGCUGCAGUUUUGAAUUCACUGAGGAUUCGAACAAUAAAGGAACCACUAUCGAAAGAGGCAAUAUCAAUGUUAAAAGAAUGCAUUAGGGAAGGACCGGAUGAAGCACUCCAUGUAUAUCCUACAAAUGAAGAAACAAAUGAACAUAAUCUGAAGAUGCUGCAAUCAAACUGUGGAGAAUUGAUAGAGAUUACUGCUGAAGAUUAUCAGAAAGACAAUACCACUGGAAAGCUGACUUUACGUGAAAAACCUUUCAUAAGGACAAGAACAGAUGGGCUCUCUGCUUCUUUGCUUUUUUCAGUGAAUGCAAGAGUAAUGCUGACGAGAAAUAUCAACGUCGAAGAUGGACUUGUAAAUGGUGCAAUGGGGCAUAUUUCAGAUUUUCAGUUUGGAGAAGCUCAGAAAAUAAACAGGGUAGAAGGAAUUAGAAUAAUUUUUGAUAGUGAGGAUGUUGGAAGACUGCAAGGAAAAAGGACAAGCCAUGGAAAUGAGGUAUUGAUUCAAAGAUUACAAGAAGACAUCAGGGAAAAAAAUACAAAGAAUGUUAUUCGUCACCAGUUUCCUUUGAAACUUGCAUGGGCAUGUACAGCACAUAAAGUUCAAGGCAUGACAAUAAACAGAGUUGUUGUAAAUUUAGACCAUACUUUCGCUCCAGGACAGGCAUAUGUUGCAAUAAGCCGUGUCACUUCACAAAAUGGUUUAUUCAUAGAAACGAGAGAUGAAAAUGCAUUAUUAAAGAAAAUUUACGCUAACCCAGACAUAAAAUCAGCACUGCUAAAGAUGGAAAAUUUAAUCCCCAAAGAAGGUUAUCCACAAUGCUGCACUGAAAAUGAAAGAUUCAAAACGAUUGUUCUGCUUAAUGUGCAGAGUUUAAGGGGACAUAUUCUAGACUUAAAAAGUGACACCAGAUUGCUCCAAGCAGACUUUAUAUGUCUUACAGAAACAUGGCUGACGGACAAUGAGAGUAUGAAGGACUUUGAAAUUCAAGAUUUUGAAUUCAACCAUACCACAAGAAAGCAGUCAUAUGAUGAAAGUGUGAAUGGUGUUGCUAAACUUCGGUCAGCCAAAGGAGGAGGUGUCGGUAUUUACAAAAAGAGAAAGGAAAAUGCUCAAGUUCGUGAUUUACCUGAAAAAAAUAUUGAGGGAAUGGCUAUAGAGCUAUAUGACGAAAACAUUGUAAUCAUAGUUGUAUAUCGACCAAGUGUUCUCAGUGUCAGAUGCUUUCUUGAUGGCCUAAAUAAGACUGUAGACUUCUUUAAGGUUCGGUAUUCCCACUGCAUUGUACUUGGAGAUUUCAAUGAAGAUGCGCAAUUUGAAGGACCGAUUCAAAGAAUGUUUGAGAUUAAUGGAUUUAUGCAGAAAGUACAUUUUGCAACAACAGAGGGCGAUACUAUACUAGAUCAUGUAUAUAUCACAGAACAGAUGAAAGCAAGUGUAGCGGUCAUGCCAGUUUAUUAUAGCUAUCAUAAAGCUGUGACAGUGAAUUUAAAAUAA
Saccostrea cuccullata (small rock oyster) is the source of this 7890-nucleotide messenger RNA. RefSeq lists its product as uncharacterized. Gene Ontology annotation, biological process: telomere maintenance; DNA repair. The coding region runs from base 1 to 7890 and encodes 2629 amino acids. Gene Ontology annotation, molecular function: DNA helicase activity; ATP hydrolysis activity. NCBI's taxonomy places the organism in Eukaryota, Metazoa, Mollusca, Bivalvia, Ostreida, Ostreidae. The transcript has a single exon. The record is from RefSeq and is a predicted model, not a curated record.